GAGCUUGAACAAGAAGACAUCAUUUUUAUUGAUAAGAAUUUGGAUGGAAAACAUUCAAUUAGGCUUCCUUUAUUGAUUUUGCAUGAAUUAUAUUCACAACAUCGAAACCCAUGUACAACCCCAGAAAUUAAACUUCUCGAGUCCUUGGAUAUUGCACUUUCACCAGAUGAAAAUGAACGUGUCACAUUAUCGGUAUUUGUGUUUCGAUUAUGGACCAUUUAUCAUACAACUAAAAAUGAAAGAAAUGAUGGACUUUUUCAAUGCAAACUUUCAAGACUUGUACCUUUGCGAAAUGGCCAAAAAGAUAGGGUUUUAAAAUUUCAUCCUUGGUUUUCUGUACGUGAUACUUUAGAUUUAAUUACAAAGGAAAAUUGGAAAUCUUUUAUUCAUCAAGUUCAAAAUCAGCAACAACAACGUUAUAAAGAAUGUAUUGCAUAUCAAAACAAAGGAAAAGCUCCAUUUGCAGAUUCAUUUAUACUUACUGAACCUCCUAUUCUUAUUCAAGAUAAACAAUCUAUAACUAGUCGAAAAAGGCAGAUUAUUGGUAAUAAUCCAAAUGUUAUAGCAAAAAAUCUUUUAAAAAAUGAACAUGCAAAGUGUGAUAUAGAUGACCAUAUUUUUAUCUUAGUAACUGAUGAAAAACAAAGAGAUAAUUCUGAUGAAAAGUUAAAGGAUAAUGAGAUUUUGAUUUCAUGUAAUAAUGUAAAAGCAGUAUUUGGAGAAAUUUUAGCACUUAGAAAAUUAUACUGUAUUGAAAGAGCAUAA
This is a messenger RNA of Funneliformis caledonium, 765 nucleotides long. The record is from the annotation of a GenBank genome assembly. NCBI's taxonomy places the organism in Eukaryota, Fungi, Glomeromycota, Glomeromycetes, Glomerales, Glomeraceae.